Molecule: messenger RNA, 765 nt
Organism: Emericellopsis cladophorae
Lineage: Eukaryota; Fungi; Ascomycota; Sordariomycetes; Hypocreales; Bionectriaceae
Exons: 2
Coding region: 1-765 (254 amino acids)
Source: RefSeq, a predicted model, not a curated record
AUGAAGUCUUUCCAGUUCUCCGUCCUUGCGGCCCUGGCGGCCACGCAGGCCAUGGGCCAUGCCACCUUCCAGCAGCUCUGGAUCAACGGCGAGGAUCAGAUGAGUCUUGUCGUCCCCGUGACGGACGUCUCAAGCAACGCCGUCCGCUGCAACGCAAACCCGGCGGCGGCCAAGGGCAAGUGCGGCGUCUCAGCCGGCGACACGGUCACCGUCGAGAUGCACCAGCAGCCCAACGACCGGAGCUGCGCCAACGAGGCCAUUGGCGGCAACCACUUUGGCCCCGUCAUGGUCUACCUGACAAGGGUCGACGACGCCGCCACCGCGGACGGGUCGACCGGCUGGUACAAGAUCUACGAGGACAGCUGGGCCAAGAACCCGAGCGGCUACUCGGGCAGCGACGACUUUUGGGGUGUCAAGGACAUGAACAAGUGCUGCGGCCUCGUCGACGUGCCCAUCCCCCAGGACACACCCGCCGGCGACUACCUCCUCCGCGCCGAGGUCAUCGCCCUGCACGUCGCCGGCGGCGUCGGCGGCGCCCAGCUCUACAUGAGCUGCUACCAGCUCACCGUCGACGGCAACGGCAACGCGUCCCCCGCGACCGUCCAGUUCCCCGGUGCCUACUCGGCGCAGGAUCCGGGUAUUCUGUUCAACAUGUACGCACCCGUGAGCAGCUACAAGGCGCCCGGUCCGGCUGUCGUGUCUGGCGGGACGACCAAGACGGCGGGCUCCGGCUGCACUGGAUGCGAGGCCUCGUGCCACGCAUAA